AUGCGUGAGGCGAUCUGCAUCCACAUUGGGCAGGCGGGUGUGCAGAUUGGCAAUGCAUGCUGGGAGCUUUUCUGCCUUGAGCACGGUAUCCAGCCCGACGGCCAGAUGCCCUCUGAUAAGACGAUCGGAGGCGGCGACGAUGCCUUCAACACGUUCUUCUCCGAGACUGGCGCUGGCAAGCACGUCCCCCGCUGUGUGAUGGUCGACCUAGAGCCCACUGUGGUCGAUGAAGUACGCACGGGUACAUACCGUCAGCUGUUCCACCCUGAGCAGCUCAUCUCGGGCAAGGAGGACGCCGCGAACAACUUCGCGCGAGGCCACUACACCAUCGGCAAGGAGAUCGUCGACCUCGUCCUGGAUCGGAUCAGGAAGUUGGCCGACAACUGCACUGGCCUCCAGGGCUUCAUGAUCUACAAUGCCGUCGGCUUCUACUCUUCCGGCAACCAACUGCGGGAAUCUCUGACGUGGGCCUCCCGGGCCCCAGCAGCGGGCCACGCCCCUCCGCCGUCGCCCGCCCCCGCCGACCGUGCCCCGCGCGCCCCUCGGGGCCCGACGGGGCUCGGCGGGGCUCGGCCGAGCCCCGGGGCGGGCCGCGGCUGCAGCCUGUGCGCGUGGCCGCGGACAGCUGGCACCCGUGCCCAUGCGACCUGCAUGGUCCUCGGGGGGUGCGUGUGGUCGGAUUGGCUCUCGGCUCGAACGGGGGCCCUUGGAUCGGAGUCCGACAGCCCUUGCCCACAGCUGCAGGGCAGCCUCCAACCGCGAGGCGCGGGCCAGCCCCCCCCCCCCUACAAGUAUGAGCGCGCGUCGUCCGCUCGUCACGAGCAGCGGGCCGCACUCCUCUGCUGUCCCCCGCCUCAAGAAAAAACUCAGGGGAGGGCCAUGCUCGGUGGGGCGGUCAGUCGAGGGGGGUCACUCGGAUGCCCAACUCGCUCCCGGCCCGGCUGA
Messenger RNA from Prorocentrum cordatum, 945 nucleotides. The record is from the annotation of a GenBank genome assembly. NCBI's taxonomy places the organism in Eukaryota, Dinophyceae, Prorocentrales, Prorocentraceae.